Molecule: messenger RNA, 2250 nt
Organism: Mesorhabditis spiculigera
Lineage: Eukaryota; Metazoa; Nematoda; Chromadorea; Rhabditida; Rhabditidae
Source: the annotation of a GenBank genome assembly
AUGACACCCCGCCACUACGCGACUGUACUCAUUACGCUCACUGUAUUGCUGUGUACUACGAAUGGAAUCGUUAAGCUGAGGCGACAAGACACGCUUGGGAAGACGAAGCUUAUAAAGGAAGCCAAAUUCUCCAACAUCUCCCUGCCGUCGUCAAAUGGAACGGCUCGGAAUAGCUACAUGGGCGUCAGUCUGCUCCUCGUUGGGGAUUACGCCCUCUACAGGAAUUUUGUAGACAUUGCUGGGGACGAGGACGGGGGGCUACGGUAUGCUACGGAGUAUUUGACCGCCAUCUUCGAGCAGGUCCGCGCAAUCUAUGACGACAUGGAAUUCUCGUUCGGGAAACUUCAUUUACAGCUAGCCGGUACUUUUGUAGCCAUUCGUCCUGCAGAUUGUCCAUUACUACAGCCUGACGAUCAAGCCCCGAUCGAAAUGGACGGGAAUAUCACAUUGGAGGAUUUGGAUGGGGAUGACGAGGGAAGCCUGCUCCAACAAUACAAAGGUCCCGAGGCGCUGUCAAAGAUUUUUGGAUGGAAGAAGCGGCACGAGGAUUUGUUGCCAGUUCACGAUCACACGAUGCUGUUGACAAAACUCGACCUCCUCUCCUGGUCCGGCUCGGAUUCCUCUCAAGGGAUGGCACCACUUGCCGCGCUUUGCAAAGGAGAGGAAUCUUCCUCGGUCGUUGAGGACGUCGGAGCGAUGGCUACGGCUAUUAUAGCUGCUCAUGAAUUGGGACACAACCUCGGCGCUUCCCACGAUCACCCGAAUCUAACGGAGGAAUGCCAUCAGCAUCAUACAUUUCUGAUGGCACCUUCAGUCUCCGUCAAGGUCGACGACGAGCGCUUCUUCAAUGUACGCAGGCUAAGCCCUUGUAGCCGGAGCGACGUCGAGGAAUAUCUGAGCCGUCCAGAGGCCUUCUGCGUCCGGAAGAAAAGCAGAAGACGCGUCUCCGCCCCAAACCCACUGACGGACUCAUUUCCGGGGGAGCGCUGGAGCGCCUCCCUACAGUGCCAGCUGGCGUUUGGCAAGGGUUAUGGGCUGUGCACGAAGCCCGAGUACAAAGAUCUGGGCGGCGAUCCUUGCCGGCGAGUCUGGUGUAAAGACCGUCAACAGGACUGGGACGGACCGUGCGAGACGUUGCCCUUCUUCCCGGCGUUGGAUGGGACACAGUGUGGCAUGAAUAGGUGGUGCCAGAAGGGACACUGUAUCGACAAUGCGAAGAAAAUGCUGGCGUGCAAAGAUCUGAAUGCCGACCUAUGCCGAAAAUAUUCAAAAUCAAAGCUGCGGCACUACUGCAACGCGAAGGAUUUCUCGGAGAUUUGCUGUCUCACUUGUCACAAAGCGAAAAAGGAGAUUUCCCUGGAGAGAUUACGCCCGCAGGGACCCGUUCCUCCAAAUGGACCGGAAAUAUCGGACCGGCGGGAGGACAGCGGGCAUUCAUACUCGGCCUCGGCGCUCGACCUCUGCAAGUACUACGAGCUCGUUGGCAAGCUCCACGAGCACCCGGAAUGCCUAAGGGGAGCCCCGCCGGACGUUCUGGAGAAAAUCUUCCCGUCCACCGAGGCACCACGACCAGAGCCGGUGACGAGGCCGAUUCUCGGAUUUUGCCCGAGCUCUGCUGCCCUAAUCCAGUGCACUGGUGAUCUGCAGGCCUGCCCCCUUUCCGGGCAGAUCUGCGUGCAAAGCGACGGCAACAAGUGCUGCCAGAUUGUCACUUCUGGAAUCCCCGCCUCUGAGAUCAACGCAAAAUCCGGAAGUUGCCCCCGUCCCCUUGGAAUCUCAGUUCUACAGGAUACGACGAUUGGCUGCUGGCUGGACGCCAACUGCCCUGGAAUCCAGAAGUGUUGCGUCGAGCCGAAUCCGGUGACAAAUUCGGCGACGCGAAUUUGCCGAGACCCGGUCGGCAUUAGCAGCAGUUCCAUCUGCAAUCAACCCCUCGCCGUCGGCUCGUGCACCGCGCCCACCGUCCGCUACUACUACGACGCCGGGGCGGGAAGAUGCACCCAAUUCAUGUACUCUGGCUGUGGAGGAAAUGCGAACAACUUCCAGUCGUUGGCAAGCUGCCAGGCGACCUGUGGGAGUAGCGGUAUAACCGGCACGCCGAGCUGCCCGGCUGACGCGAACACCGGGCUGAACUGCCUGUUCGCCCACGCGGACGCGUGCAACACGGACUCGGACUGCCUGGGACGCGAGAACACGCAGCAGCCGUCGUGCUGCAUGACGACUUGUGGAUACAAGAUCUGCUACCAGUAU